Molecule: messenger RNA, 1776 nt
Organism: Blastocystis hominis
Lineage: Eukaryota; Bigyra; Opalinata; Blastocystidae
Exons: 6
Coding region: 1-1776 (591 amino acids)
Biological process (GO): protein deubiquitination
Cellular component (GO): nucleus; cytosol
Molecular function (GO): cysteine-type endopeptidase activity; cysteine-type deubiquitinase activity
Source: RefSeq, a predicted model, not a curated record
AUGCAGCGUGAAAAGAUUGGCGAUUUGUUUACCUUCGGGGAAACCUUAACUUUGGAAGAAGCGAACAAUGCAAACCACUCAACGUAUCAUUUAAAAGGAAUAAUAACGCAUGCUGGUGAUGCGAAUGGAGGACAUUACAUGAGUUAUAUUCAAGAUAACGGGAAGUGGAUGGAGUUUAAUGAUCAGGAAGUGACCGUUUGUGAUGAUCCGCAAGCGAUGUUUCUCUCGUGUUAUGGUGCAGAAUUUAUGAAAUGUGCAUAUCUGCUGCUAUAUGAGAAGGAUGCGAUUGAAUCGAUAUCGGAGAGAAAAACCGAAUCGAUUCCAUUGUUGUUUAUUACGGAAGGGUUCUGGGAUUUGUUCUUCGAAGUGAUCGUCCUUUCGCUCCAAAACGCCUCUCAAAACCGAAUUCUCAGCGAGAAACUCUUGGAAAGCACGAGCAUUGUUUCGUUCCUUACUUCUUCCACGAUUCGAAUCCUUCCACUCCUCGUUCAACAAUCAUUCAAUUGUGGGCUUUAUAUCAACGAAACUUCCCGAUCCUCCAAAUCAUUAGAUUCUUCUUACUUCUUGACGAUUCUUCAAAAACUCUUGAAUCCUCCGUCCGAUUGUUGGAUUUGGGGCUAUUCGUUCUUGCAGCAAAUGAUUUCGCAGCUUGAAGACAUUGUUCAUAAGCACUAUUCACUCCAAAUCCAAUGGUAUUAUUAUCAGCUCGUCGAUAAAGCGCUUUCAUUCUGUGAGGAUCGUCUUGGCGAUCGAAAAGAAUGUUUUGUGAUUGUUUUGAAAUUCUUUUCGACGGUUUUCCAGCUUUGCAAAUCGCUUUGCGACGCGAGAGAGCGCAUUUCGAUUCUUCUGCUUCGCAUUUUCCAGCGUUUUAUCACGACGAAUAGAUUAAAGCGAUUCGUAUUUCUCUCUCCUUUCGUUUCACAGAUCCACUCCCUGAUUCAAUUCUGGGUGCAAUAUGCUCCUAUUUAUAAUGAAAAGCUUUUGGCUUCGUGUCCCGAAAUGAAACCAAACAACUCGCUCAUGUCGAUUGUGAAUAAUUAUUAUGUAAUGAGUAUCUUAACGACUGAUUUAGAAUUCGUUUUGAACGAAAAUAGCGGGCCUAUUCUGGUUCUAAUGUCGGAUCCUGAAGCUCUUCAAGAAAAUGUCGCAUCGAUUCAAAACGAAUCGGUGGUUUCAUUUGAUGAAGUGUCUGUUUUCUACAAGGUUGUGCAGAACGUAGUGAGCGAUCCAUCGAACGAAAUCGAUAUGGAGAUUGUGAACAAGAUCUUGAAAUGCAGCUUUUAUUAUUUGAUAACGAAAGACGAGCAAUCAUGGCUGAUCGAAAUGAACACCAUCAGCCGUUUUUUCGAAUUGACUCAAGAGAAUAACAGUUGUUUCGUGUUUUCAUACUAUUUAAACAAUACGGAGUGGGGGAUUUGGAUUUUAUUAACGCAUAGUUUGAUAGAACACUUGGUAAGUGUGCUUCGCAUUAUGUUUAACUCCCCUGAUUAUUUGAUGAUACAUCACGUGGAAAGCUUCAUGAAGAUUCUGAUUCUUGCGCAGGACGAUGAUUUGAUUCCCUUUUUCUCUUGCCUACUGAAGAAGAAUAACUUCUUGCAUUCUGUGAUGCAGAUUCAAAACGUUAGCAAUCGACUGGCCUUUGCGCAUCUGAUUUGCGAUACUUUGCAACGAAAUUUAGGAUUGAAAAAUGCGAUCUGGCAAGGCGAAGUAGCUGCCAGUGGUCGUUUGUUAUGUCAAUAUUGUCAUUCAGAAACGUUCGAAGAUUCCAGUGAGUGA